Closterium sp. NIES-67 is the source of this 1359-nucleotide messenger RNA. Lineage: Eukaryota; Viridiplantae; Streptophyta; Zygnematophyceae; Desmidiales; Closteriaceae. The record is from the annotation of a GenBank genome assembly.
AGCAACGAUGGACGUGAAGCGAACCGACACCGGGUUCCUAGCAAUAGCAACAGAGGCGGAGAACGACGGAAAGAAGACCUCGGAACCUCCGGGAAAGAUCAAGGAAUUAUUGAAGGAGUUCCAAGACAUUCUUCCUGACGAUCUUCCGAACGAGCUACCGCCACACUGGACGCAUCAACACGAGAUCGUAGAGGAACCGGGUUCGAAGCCGACCUUCCGAGCACCAUAUCGGCUCAGCCCUACGGAGCUGACCGACAUGAAAAAACAGAUCGAGUAUGUCCUAGCCAAAAGACUCAUCCGACCAUCCACUUCGCCGUACGGUGCCCCUGUACUCUUCACACCGAAACCGGACAGAAGCCUGUGCAUGUGCAUUGACUACCGAGCUUUUAACAAGCAGACCAUCAAGAAUAAAUAUCCGAUACCGCGAAUCGAUGACCUGCUUGGCCAGCUUCGGGGAGCUACGGUAUUUUCCAAACUAGAUCUGCGGUCCGGAUAUUGGCAGAUACGGAUGGCGGACAACUCUAUCCACAAAUCUGCUUUCCGAACUCGGUAUGGAUCGUACGAGUAUUUGGCAAUGCCGUUCGGACUCACCAACGCACCGGCAACAUUCCAAGCCGAAAUGAACCACAUUCUACGACCACUUUUGGACGAGUGCGUGGUGGUGUACCUGGACGACAUCGUCAUCUACUCACGCAACAUGAAGCAACACAGUGAAUUCGCCCUUGAGAAGGUCCAGUUCCUAGGACGCUUGGUGAGCGCUCAAGGAGUUCACGUCGACCCCAAGAAAAUCGAAGCCGUACGUACAUGGAAGACACCCGAGAACGUGAAGGAGUUGCAGCAGUUCCUAGGCUUCGCUAAUUACUACAACAGGUUCGUGCCACAAUAUGCGAAAAUUGCAGCACCACUCACGAAUCUGCUGAAGAAGAACACGCCCUACAAAUGGGAGCCGAAGCACCGGGAGGCCGUGGAGCAGCUGAAACAAGCACUUACGUGCGCACCUGUACUCAUCUUGCCAGAUCCCGAACGCGACUACGUUAUCGAAGCUGACGCCAGCGACCAGACAGUGGGAGCAGUCUUGAUGCAAGACCAAGGGAAUGGACUGCAACCAAUCGCCUACCUGAGUAAGAAACUACACGGGGCAGAACGCAACUACCCGAUACACGACAAAGAGGCCCUGGCUAUCAUCAUCGCCUUCAAAGCAUGGAGAUGUUAUCUCGAAGGACGAAGAACAACCGUCUACACCGACCACUGCAGCCUGAAAUACUUGAAGACACAACCCAACCUUUCCAGGCCGCAAGUCCGGUGGAUCGACUUCCUCGAGACACACUUCCACUAGGACAUCGUGUACAAGCCCGGUCA